Aspergillus ochraceoroseus IBT 24754 is the source of this 1771-nucleotide messenger RNA. RefSeq names its product proteasome regulatory particle base subunit RPT3 (gene rpt3). The coding region runs from base 201 to 1469 and encodes 422 amino acids. The transcript is spliced from 6 exons. The record is from RefSeq and is a predicted model, not a curated record. Gene Ontology annotation, cellular component: proteasome regulatory particle, base subcomplex. Gene Ontology annotation, biological process: proteasome-mediated ubiquitin-dependent protein catabolic process. Gene Ontology annotation, molecular function: ATP hydrolysis activity; proteasome-activating activity; ATP binding. Lineage: Eukaryota; Fungi; Ascomycota; Eurotiomycetes; Eurotiales; Aspergillaceae.
GCGGCGCCGAGCUCCAAGUCACGUGCCAGGCUGGACGUGAGCUACGUGAGCCUGGUCCGCCCAUCAUGAUGGAUGCGCAAGCUACAGAGUUUCUCUAACUACACAGCUACGACUAUUUCCAUCCCUUCACCGUUCUUGAACCAUCAAAAUCAUCUAUAGAGCUUUGUUUUCUGUUAAUUCCUCGCACACAGGCAUUCGCAAUGGGAGACGUCGCGGUGGAGAACGCGGCGAAUAGCGUCACUUCUUACACGAAGCCAGCUCCCUUGGACACAAUCCCCAACAUAGACUCCCUUGAGGGCACAGGGACCGAUGGCGGUGAUGAAUAUGCUACUUUGAAGAAACUACAGAGACACUUGGAGUACAUCCAACUCCAGGAGGAAUACAUUAAGGAUGAGCAAAGGAGCCUAAAGAGGGAGCUUGUUCGUGCGCAGGAGGAAAUUAAACGGAUACAGAGCGUGCCCUUGGUUAUCGGCCAGUUUAUGGAAGCGAUCGAUCAAAACACUGGUAUUGUCCAGUCUUCCACCGGAUCGAAUUACGUCGUUCGAAUUCUCUCCACCCUUGACCGCGAAAAGCUGAAGCCAUCCUCCUCGGUUGCCCUGCACCGCCAUUCCAAUGCUCUUGUCGACAUCCUCCCCCCGGAGGCAGACUCUUCUAUUGCUAUGCUUGGGGAAAGUGAAAAACCAGAUGUUACAUACGCGGAUGUUGGUGGACUAGAUAUGCAAAAGCAAGAAAUCAGAGAGGCUGUUGAACUGCCUUUGACCCACUUCGAUCUUUACAGACAAAUCGGUAUCGAUCCUCCACGCGGUGUUCUCCUAUACGGUCCUCCUGGAACCGGAAAGACCAUGUUGGUGAAAGCAGUUGCGAACAGUACUACCGCUAGCUUUAUCCGAGUGAACGGCUCAGAAUUUGUUCAGAAGUACUUGGGAGAAGGUCCUCGCAUGGUUCGCGAUGUGUUCAGGAUGGCCCGGGAGAACUCGCCUGCAAUCAUUUUCAUUGAUGAAAUUGAUGCUAUCGCCACGAAGCGUUUCGAUGCACAGACCGGCGCUGACCGUGAAGUCCAGCGUAUCCUGCUUGAACUUCUCAACCAGAUGGACGGUUUCGAACAGUCUAGCAACGUGAAAGUCAUUAUGGCCACUAACCGAGCAGAUACCCUGGAUCCCGCUCUGUUGCGUCCUGGUCGUCUGGACCGAAAGAUCGAAUUCCCAUCUCUUCGUGAUAGGCGAGAACGCCGUUUGAUCUUUACUACGAUCGCUUCUAAGAUGUCGUUGUCCCCCGAAGUUGACCUGGACUCGCUGAUUGUGCGCAAUGAGCCCUUGUCGGGCGCCGUUAUUGCUGCUAUCAUGCAGGAAGCUGGUCUCCGUGCAGUCCGAAAGAACCGAUACAACAUCAUCCAAUCUGAUCUCGAGGACGCUUAUGCUGCUCAAGUUAAAACCGGACAGGAAGCAGACAGACUUGAAUUCUACCGGUAAACUAGGAAUGAUUUUAUUGUUCAUGAGAUGGGAGAUGGGACUGCGGAUAGCGAACAGGUAGCAAUAAGUUGUAUCACGAAGAUCUUGGCUAGCAUAUAGGUACUAGUGCAAUAGUUGAUAUUCGAGGGUACCGCUACCGUGCUCAGAAUCUGUAUUAUGUCUUCGUAAUACAAGCCCCCAUGCCAUCGCAUGUUCUGGUUUAGAUAGGCUCCAUGAGUAGAGAAAAAGAACCUCUACUAACGAUCCAUUGAAUCCCGAUGUAAGGGUGCUAAUGCGUCUGAUAGCUAACAUUUACUCUUUGC